AUGAGAGAACACCUUGGCAAAGAAGCCAUAAGAAAGGGAACAUUUAUAAAGGGUGAUAUUUUUUCCGGACUGAACGAUGGACUGAUAAGUAGGGCAGAGGCGCUGGCCGCCGUUGAUAUUAAACAUCAGACCAGCGGGGGACCAGGAGGACUACCUCAACUAAAACACGACAUGAUGUACCACCACAGUAUGGGGGCGCCACCUGUAUCAAGGCCUCACCAGAUGAGCCACAUGGACGGACUGGAAAUGCUCGACCCCAUCUCCUCGUCUUCGAUGACCACACUCACCCCGAUGUCGGACACCCCCUCGCACAUGCACGCCUACGGCAUGAACCACGUGAUGAACCAUCACCAUCACGGCGGUCCGCUGUCGGGCCACAGCGCCCCGGGGCACCACUCGGGUCACCACAGCGGCCAUCCGGGCGCCCACCAUCCGGCGAUGGCGGCGGCUGCGGCGGCGGCCGCCGUAGCGGGUCUCCAUCCCGACGCCGAUACCGAUCCCAGGGAACUGGAGGCGUUUGCUGAGAGGUUCAAGCAGCGCCGAAUAAAGCUCGGAGUGACGCAGGCGGACGUCGGAAAAGCGCUGGCGAACCUGAAGCUUCCGGGCGUCGGGGCGCUCUCGCAAUCCACGAUCUGCCGCUUCGAGUCACUCACACUCUCGCACAACAACAUGAUCGCCUUGAAGCCCAUCCUGCAGGCCUGGCUCGAGGAGGCCGAAGCCCAGGCGAAAAACAAGCGACGAGACCCGGACGCGCCCAGCGUGCUCCCGGCCGGCGAGAAGAAGCGGAAGCGGACGUCGAUCGCGGCUCCGGAAAAGCGCAGUUUGGAGGCGUACUUCGCCGUGCAACCGAGGCCGUCCGGCGAGAAAAUUGCCGCGAUCGCUGAAAAGUUGGACCUGAAAAAGAACGUGGUGCGCGUUUGGUUCUGCAAUCAGCGGCAGAAACAGAAGCGCAUGAAGUUCGCUGCGCAGCACUGACCAGACGUCAAUUUCGGGUUUCCAUAAGAUUAUUAGGUAUUUACUUUAGUUGUUUUUUAGACCGAUGCGGAAUGAAGGUAUCAUGAGACAUUUUUUUUAAACGGUUAAAUAGUAAACUUUUUGUGUUAAAAUAUUUA
Messenger RNA from Brassicogethes aeneus, 1112 nucleotides. The record is from the annotation of a GenBank genome assembly. Lineage: Eukaryota; Metazoa; Arthropoda; Insecta; Coleoptera; Nitidulidae.